UUACAUUUGUCCUUUGUCGCGCAGUUUUGGCAGAGCAUGUUGGUGUCACUUAAAUGUGCUCUUAUCAGGACACUAAUUUUACGCGGUAACAUAAUGGUUUUAUAACUGACAAACUAAUAUGAAUCGUUUAAUGUACUUGUGUUUUCGUUACAUGUUCAUGACGGAGGAAGGAAGAUACGUGGUAACCGCGAGAAGAAGGAACACAGUAACAGUGAAUAUAACAAUUUGUGAGACCUUGGCAAGAUCGUUGAAAGCGUCCGAGACGAAAAUGGACUAUUUAAGAUUCAACCAAGAAACUGGGUCAUCGAUGGUUUGUUGUUUGAUGCAAGGGGUCAAACAAAUUCCUGGUUGUUUAGUGACAUCUCGUGUGGUAAGGGCCUGCAUCCUUAAUAACUGAUUUCCCAUGGAUGUGAGUCUUCGCCAAGACGCUAGCGAUGAACCCAAUCUUCCACAACCUGCUCGUGUUCAUGAAAUUAACAGCGAAGCACACAGAUUAGGUAUCCAUACGAUGAGACCGCUACAUAUGGAUCAAGCGAUUCUGCAGAACCGUGUGAAAUCCUUCCAAAGAAGUCCUGAUAAUAUAAGACACCGAGCGCUAGAGUUGGCGACUGCUGGAUUUUUCUAUAUCGGUGAUGCAGACUGCGUCCGCUGUUUCUUUUGUGGCAUUCUCCUGCGACGCUGGGAGCCCCCGAUGAUGAAGCUUGGGAAGAACAUGUCCAAUGGAACCCUAGCUGUACAUUUGUGCAGUUGAACUCGUGAAGAAAAACAACAACAGAAUAUGUUCAUGUAAAAGACGGAAAGGCAUGUAUUUAUAAAGAAAAGUAUAAAGAACACUGUUUAUGAAGGCAAAUAAACAAUAUGUUUUGAUGAAAAAACAUGCAAAUGAACAAUAUGUGCUUCUACAAAAACUGUUUACAUUAUUUGUUUAUAAAUAACAUAGGAAGUUGACAUUCUUUUACAUUAAAUAUAAAAAGUCGAAUUAGGCUUAUUGUGCAGAUAUGUGGUUGUGCAUUCGAAAAUUGUUUUGGGGAACAAUACACAUGAUUGUGAUGAAGAAAAGUGAACAUUCGCACUAUGGUGUUUGAUAAGUAUCUGAUAAUAUUAAUCGAAUACUUGUGCAGAUAUUGAGAUUAACCUUGCACACUUGUUUUUUGAACAGAGAAACAAAACAUGUUUGUGUAUAAAUGAAAUAAAUUACUUAUUGUUCUUUAAUGAAGCAAAGUUUUUUUAAAAACUCUGCUUGGCAUUUUUAUAAUAAGUAAACACACUGAAACGUAACCAAAGUGUGUAAAACUUUGUCAGGUUUCAAAUAAUACUAGUAAAUUAUUAAGUAAGAGUCGAGAACAAAGUCUGUAUAUUUAAUAUUGACCUCUGCUGAUCUUGUAUUAAUUGUAUAGCUAAAUUUUAUUAUGUUUUAAUAAUUUGAUGCGUAGUUAAAAAUUACACGGUUGUAUAGUAGAGUUUACAGUUAAUAUAUGUUUAUAUUUAUUUAUGUAAAUAGAUAUAUUUACGAGCUUGGUGUCCAAACACAAAUCACUCUUCAAAAAACUAAAGUAAUUCAUAAACAGUUUGGAAGGCUUUUACUGGAUUUAAAUGCGUAUACAAAGUAUAUGUAUAGUGUAUAUGACUUUGUUUUAUUUAUGAAACUUUUGAUUCUUGUUUGUUUUAUAUUCAUAUUUUUAAUAAAAAAUAUGUUAACCUUUA
Dreissena polymorpha is the source of this 1704-nucleotide messenger RNA. RefSeq names its product baculoviral IAP repeat-containing protein 7-B-like. The record is from RefSeq and is a predicted model, not a curated record. Bases 404 to 751 code for a protein of 115 amino acids. NCBI's taxonomy places the organism in Eukaryota, Metazoa, Mollusca, Bivalvia, Myida, Dreissenidae. Gene Ontology annotation, cellular component: cytoplasm; nucleus. The transcript has 4 exons.